Molecule: messenger RNA, 2088 nt
Organism: Brassicogethes aeneus
Lineage: Eukaryota; Metazoa; Arthropoda; Insecta; Coleoptera; Nitidulidae
Source: the annotation of a GenBank genome assembly
AUGCCAAAAGUACCAAAAUCAUUGUUGGGUUCGCGAUUUCGAACAGAUAGAUGCUGUAAUUCUUUGUUUCCUCAUCCAAACAGAAAAAACAAAGGUCUCAGAAAAGUCCAGGAGAAACAUUUGUUGGCACUAAACAUACCUGUUACAAAAAAUACACUUAAAUUAAAAAUUUGCAACAAGUGUCGUCUCAGUUUGUCUAAAAAGAACGAGGAAGUUAAGGAAUCGUUCUCUGACGAAUUGACAGAUAAUGAAGUACAAAGUAUAGAACCUACCCUGGAAAGUCCUGCACCUGAAGAGGACGACAAAGAAAUCAUUUCUGACGCAAUCGAUGCAUUCAACAUGGGUUUGCAAUUAAUUGGAACUUCACCAAUUCAAAAGAAAAAAGUUUCCCAAAAGCGCUAUUCAAAAAGAAAAAUGGAAACCAUUUCGAAUGUGAUUGUGGAAAAAAUUUUUGAUCCUUCGGUUGUAACUAAUAAUGUUGAGCAGAAGAAAAAUGAUGGAGAUCAUGUAUUAAAAGUUUUAAAAGGCGAAUUUAACUCAACAGAAGACCGUAUUAAAAAAAUUAAAAUUCUGACUAUUUUAAAAGACUGGUCUUUUCGGAAAAUACAACAUCAUUUUCCUUCUGCUACGACUCAUAUGGUCAUAGUUGCGAAAAAAACAUGUGAAGAAAAGGGUAUAUUAUCUGAUCCUAACCCUAAAAGUCAUCCAUCAUUGGAAGAAGAUGUUGUUAAUUUAAUAGUAAGCUUUUAUGAACUUGACGAGUACAGUCGAAUAAUGCCAGGAAAAAAGGAUUAUGUUUCAGUAAAGGUCAAUGGAGAACGCACUCAAGUUCAGAAAAGAUUACUAUUAAUAAAUUUAAGAGAACUUUUUCAAUUGUACACGGAAAAGUACCCACAGAAAAAAUGCAGUUUUUCCAAAUUUGCCGCAUUACGACCAAAACAUUGUGUGUUGAUAGGUGCAAGUGGCACCCAUUCAGUUUGCGUUUGUGCUAUACAUGAAAACGUAAAAUUAUUGAUCGAAGGAUCAAAUAUUAAAAAUCUUACAGCUAACUCCCCAAACCCAAUGCGAACAUAUCAUGAUUUUUUAAAACGUAUGGUUUGCGUUGUGCAAUCAGAUAACUGUUUUUUUGGAACGUGCUCUGGGUGCCCUGGUGCAACGCCUUUAAUUCAAGAACUCGAAAACUUAUUUGAAGAAAAUUUUAUUGAGGAAAUUACUUACAGGCAAUGGACAAAUGUUGAUAGAACCACAUUACAACUCAUGAUAUCUCCAUCAGAUGAUUAUUUAGAAAAAUUACAGACAUCUUUACAAAAAUUACUUCUGCAUUCAUUUCUUGUAAAAAAACAAAAUGAAUUUAUAAAUAUUAAAAAAGAAGAAUUAAACAAAAACGAGUGCAUUGUUGUCUGUGAUUUUUCAGAGAACUAUGCUUUUGUAAUUCAAGAUUCUGUGCAAGGCGUUCACUGGAAUAACAACCAAGCAACAGUUCACCCUUUCGCGAUUUAUUUCAGAAAUGAUGAUGGUCAAAUUUCUAUAAAAAGUUUUGUUGUUAUAUCAGAAUGUUUGCACCACGACACAAUAGCAGUUUAUGCAUUCCAAAAAAAAUUAAUAGAUUUUAUAAAAAAGAACUUAAACCAUAUCACAAAAAUCACAUAUUUUUCUGAUGGGGCAUCUGCACAAUAUAAAAACAAAAAAAAUUUCGCCAAUCUUACACAUCAUGUUAAAGAUUUUGGUUUAGCUGCAGAGUGGCACUUUUUUCCCACAUCACAUGGCAAGGGUGCAUGUGAUGGCUUGGGAGGAACCUUAAAAAGGUUGGCUGCUCGAACAAGUCUUCAAAGGGUUUCUAAUCCCAUCCAAACUCCAGAAGAAUUGUUCGAGUGGGCAUCUGAGUCACUACCAAAUAUUUCAGUGACGUUUGUUAAAAAUCAUGAGUAUGAUGAGGCAAAAAAAAAGUUGGAGAUUAGAUUUACAAAGGCUGUAACUGUAAAAGGCACAUUAUCUUACCAUUGCAUAAUACCAAUUACAGAAAAGAAAGCAAUAGUUAAACAUUUUUCAUUGGAAAAACAGUCCAUUAAAGUUAAAAUUAUAAAAUAA